UUAUUAAGACGGCCAGCCAGGCAUGUAUGUAAUUUUGCAGCACAAAAGUACAAACUGCGGAAGUGCAAAUAGACUAGAAGAAGACUGAAACAGAGAGAGAGAUGGAGAAGAGGGUGCCAAUUCUGCUGCUGCUGCUGCUGCUCUCAUUGGAAAUCACUGUUCAAGCAUGGCCAUUUUCGGCAGAGAAGUGGGUCGUUGAUGGGAAGGUAUUGGAGUUGGACGAUUUCAACUUCGAUUCCGCCAUUGCCGCCUUCAACUAUACAUUGGUCGACUUCUACGCUCCCUGGUGCAUCCAUUGCAAACAUCUUUCUCCUGAGUUGGAUAAAGCUGCCCCUGCACUUGCUGCUUUGAAAGAACCUAUAGUGAUAGCUAAAGUAAAUGCAGACAAGUUUACUCGGCUUGCUACUAAAUACAACGUUCGUGGAUUUCCUACUUUGAAGCUCUUUGUGCGUGGUGUUCCAUUGGACUAUAAUGGACCAAGGAAAGCAUAUUUACUUGUUCAUUAUCUAAAGAAAUUGGUGGCCCCUGAUGUCUCCAUACUUGAUUCUGACACUGCUAUUAGUGGCUUUGUCGAGGCAGCUGGAGCUGACUUUCCCAUAUAUAUUGGUUUUGGAUUGAAUGGAUCUGUUUUAUCAGAUCUGGCAACGAAGUACACGAAAAAAGCAUGGUUUUCUGUGGCAAAGGAUUUCUCAGAGAACAUGAUGGUCUUGUAUGAUUUUGACAAAGUUCCGGCUUUGGUUGUCCGUCAUCCUAGGUACAUUGAACAGAGCGUCUUCUAUGGCCCCUUUGAAGUGGAGUUUUUGGAGGAUUUUGUAAAGCAGAAUAUGUUUCCUCUGGCUAUGCCAAUAACCUAUGACACGUUAAAAUUGUUGGACAAUGAUGAAAGGAAAAUUGUUCUGACAAUUGUAGAGGAUGAGGACGAAGAGAAGUCAAAGAAACUGAUUAGGAUAUUAAAGUCUGCUGCAUCUGCAAAUCGAGACUUAGUAUUUGCUUAUGUUAGUAUCAAACAAUGGGAAGAGUUUGCUAAUACAUUCAGUGCCAAUAAGAAGACAAAACUGCCAAAAAUGGUUGUUUGGAAUCGAAAUGAGGAUUACCUUACUGUUAUUGGCUCAGAAAGCAUUGAUGAAGAAGAUCAGGCAUCACAAGUCUCGCGAUUUCUUGAAGGUUACAGGGAAGGGAGAACAAUAGAGACAAGAAUCAGUGGUCCAUCAAUGCUUGGCUUCAUAACUUCACUAAUCAGCAUCAAGGCUGUGUACCUCAUUGUUUUUGUGGUUGCGGUUAUCAUGGUUAUACUAAUCAUCAAAGGACAUGAAGAACCACUCAGGGUUGGCACUCAAGAGGAAGGGAAUCAAUUUAGCCGUUUAGUCCCUGAAACUGAAAGUAAGGAACUUAAAUCUGGGGAAAAGGAAGACUAAAUAGUGAUUUUCUGACUGAAAUAAUCUUCUAGUUCAAAUAGGUGAAACCGAGAAGGAUGGGCCAACAAGACCAACCUACGGUACAAAAGUUUCUCAAAAAGUUGUAAUUUAUCCAAAACCAAGUUAGGGUGUUUUUGUUCUUUUUUUUUUUAUUAUAAAUUUCUUAAUAAUAGAUUAUGGAAGUGUUUUUCUUGUGGCUUAUGAUGGUGUUUGGACCUUGGGAUAUGCUAUUUAUGCAGCGAAUUAGGAGGUAUUGUACAGUGUAAUUAUUCGUUUGAGGUCGAGGGGUACAAACGUUGAAUGCUUUGCUUGAUAAUUUGAGACGAGUGAUUGCAUGAUAAUUACAAAAAAUAGAUAUACCCUUCGGACUGGUUCAAUUUGAAUAA
This is a messenger RNA of Humulus lupulus (European hop), 1801 nucleotides long. RefSeq names its product protein disulfide isomerase-like 5-2. The transcript has 5 exons. Gene Ontology annotation, biological process: protein folding; response to endoplasmic reticulum stress. The record is from RefSeq and is a predicted model, not a curated record. Gene Ontology annotation, cellular component: endoplasmic reticulum. Bases 102 to 1415 code for a protein of 437 amino acids. Gene Ontology annotation, molecular function: protein disulfide isomerase activity. Lineage: Eukaryota; Viridiplantae; Streptophyta; Magnoliopsida; Rosales; Cannabaceae.